Physella acuta is the source of this 557-nucleotide messenger RNA. Its product is annotated as CD209 antigen-like protein 2. The record is from RefSeq and is a predicted model, not a curated record. Lineage: Eukaryota; Metazoa; Mollusca; Gastropoda; Physidae.
GCUCACACAGCUACACGCAAUGUUUCCAGUUCGUCUUCAACGACACACUCAACACGUGUAGUCUAGGGUCCUGGCCGAUGCCGACCUUGACCCCCAUCAGCCACAUCUCCACAUUCACAACCACACAGUUAUGUAACCCAGCGACAAACUUCACCUACAUGCAGAACGGAAGUGCCAGUGUUUGUGUACGGUUAUCCACAGAGGUCAUGAACUACACAAGUGCCAGGAAAGCCUGCCAGGAAUAUGGUGGCAAUCUUUACACGAUGAAAACUCAGGAGAAAAUCAACAUCUUCAAGAAACUUGCCGACGCUGGUAACUACCAAAUCUGGCUGGGUUUGGAUGAUUUAGAAACUGAAGAUGUUUUCAAAUGGGUGGACGAUGGCUCUGUGCUCAACAGUAGCUGGAGAGACGUGCUGUUUCCUGUCAUUAAACCCGACAACGCCUUCACUGGGGAAGACUGCAUCAGCUACAAUUAUUUUUUUUCUAAAUCUUUGAAUGACGGCGAUUGUUCGCUUCUCAUGAAUUUUAUGUGUGAGAUGGUGAUGUUUACUGCUUAA